CAAGAUAUGAUAAUAAAAAGUUUGCUAAAUGUCUUGUGAUUAUUCAUUUAGUAGACUAAAUGGGUGUCCGAUUGAAUAUAAUGGCCUCAAAAGUGAUACAAUUGUUGUUCAUAUGUCUACUGAUCCAUAACUAUUCAUAUUAUGUUAACUGCAGUCUCACCAAUGGGAUAAAAACAUUGAAUGUCUUGAGUCGUAUUAAACGCGACUUUUUCGGUAACAGCGAUGACGACGACGACGACAAGUGUCCAAUUGCUGGCGAUCAGUGUUUGAAAUGUUAUACCGAAAUCACCGACGAUUUGUUGGCCAACAUGUGUGACGAAAAAUAUGCAUACGUGGCCGAGGGAUCCAUUACCAAACCGGAUGGCAAAUGCGGUAAUAUUGAUAUUAGCAAAAAAAUCCGAUGGCUUAACGAUCUGACUGUCGAUAAGAUAUACUAUUCGAUGGCCGAAAAUUGUCCGAAAUGUCCGGAUCUCGACCAACAAGACAUCACUUUUAUGGUGACAUCGGAAUCGUUUGACACUUACACCGAAGGAUUCUUCUUUAACUCGUCAACAGUGUUGGUAAAAGGUGUCAAACAUAUUGAUAAUUGUGACAAAUCAUUGUCGACCACUACUACUACUAUCACCACCAACACCAACACCACCGAUGACUUAUCAACGCAAACACCACCGGAAAUAACUACCACUUCCGCUACACUGUUGGACAUUACAACAGAAUCGGACGGCGAGACCACCAUUCAGACAAUCGAUACGACCGAAGCGUUGGCACCGACUUUUGAAACCGAAACUCUGCCCACAGUUAAUAUGACAGAUAUCGACAAUAAUGAAAUACCGGAUCAACAGUUAGAGGAAAGGCGUCGUAAUGUCGGCGAUCCCGUUUACCCGUCAGCGCCAGUAUCUGGUGGACCAAUGAAUCCAAAUUCAUACCCGCGAGGCUAUCCAAUAGCGCCUAACUAUUCAAAUGGACAGUCGUAUUCAAAUCGUGUACCAACGUAUAGGUUUGAAUACCCGCACACACAAAACGAAUAUACGUCCCCACAGUUUUCCCCAUUUCUAAGUCCUCCCGGCUAUCUGACUACUGGCUACUUUAGCGCCCAGUCAUUGCAAUACGGGGCAGGAAAGCCUCCGGCUAUAAAUCCUAACUACUACUAUACGGCUACUAACAGACCACUCCAGGGUCGCCGCUAUAAACCUAAUCAAUCAAAUUAUAAGCCAACGUAUUACCCGAAAGGGACUGUUAUUCAACAAAAUAAUCCAAUCAAUUACAAUCCACAACCAUAUUCACCACAGAAUUACGCCAACAAUCCUGGAAACAGUUAUGUUGUUCAGCAACCAAAUCAACCGACAAUAAAUGGUGGCUACAAUCAAGGAUAUCCCGUUGUUCCUCCUCCUCCUCCUCAGCAAAACUAUGGACAACAAUAUCAACAACAGCCCAACGUUCCCUACAAACCACAGCCUCCAGUCUAUCAACCGGUUCCCAUACAACCCAAUCCUCAAUACAACUAUCCAACAAACCCGCAACAAAACUAUGGCCCCAAACAGCCUCAUCCAAACUAUAACAAUUCUCUGCCACUGUAUAAUCAGCCAUUACUACCGGUUCCUCAGCAACCCUAUCCUAUUACACCUCAACAACAAUAUCCACCCCAACAAUCACUACCAUAUUCUGGAGGUAACAACAACUAUGGACACAACAAUUACAAUCAGUCCAAUCACUACUCAAAUCAACCAUCGAUGAUGACAUCAUCACUACCGCAAGUAAACGCCAACUACAGUGUACCGCCGUUUUACGAUUACAGUCAACUCCAGUACUCACAAAACUAUAACAACUCGGAACCCGGUUAUGUACCCAACGCUCCCAUAUCUAACCCUCAGUACAAUUCAAAUGCACAGUACACUUAUCCCGGGCAAAAUACUACCGUUUACGGCCAUAUGUCUCAACCAAUGGCACCGAUAUAUAAUCAACAAUCAGUUUAUGCUAAUCAAAAUUAUGGACAACCAUUACCACCGCCGCCAGCAAACAACUAUAAUGACCAACAAUACCAGAUAGCCCAACAAUACACUGUUAAUCAACAAAUGACCAGCAAUUAUAGUCAAUCGGCACAGACCUACAAUAGUGGACCUUACUAUGAGUCUGUGAAUAAUGAAAAUAACGCUUAUAAUAAUAAUAACAAUAAUUAUAAUGACAACAAUUAUCAAUCACAGCAAAAUGUAGCUUAUGUAGCUCAAAAUACUUACACACCCCAACUACAACAAGUUAACUAUAACCAGAACUCGGGCGUCUAUCAAAAUUAUAGUCAAUCUAAUUAUGAUAUACCAGGUUAUAAUAGCGGCAGUGGUUCACAGCUUUACAAUUAUAAUAAUUAUAAUAAUACUAAUACUCAAUCACCACAAGUUCAAUACCCGUAUCCUACAAACCACUAUCAAAAUGGUCCGCAAACUCCAGUCUAUGGACCACAAACCGGCAAUAACUAUACCGAUGGUCAACCAAUCUAUGGCCAACAAAACUAUGCCACAAAUAAGUAUACAAAUGAUCAGACUGUUCAAUAUAAUAGCAAUCCUUAUAAUAAUAAUAAUAAUAAUAAUAAUCAACAAAACUAUGGAUCAUCACAAUUGCCAUACAGUGGACAGCCAUACGGACAGUCUAAUACAAACUAUAGUCCCCAACAGUCAUAUAAUGACAGUCAAACCAAACAAUAUAAUAAUGCUUAUCAAUAUCCAACAUCCGGUAGUCAACAAUACAAUACUAAUCAAUACAAUGGUUAUAAUAGUAAUAGUAAUCAAUACUAUGCUAACACACCACAAAAUUAUGGACAGACCUAUAAUAAUAAUAAUGGACAGUACACGGCAGGCAAUGGACAGGGAUAUGCCAACAAUAUGGGUUCGUAUGAUCAACAAAAUCGGGGUUACCGUCAAAUCGGUGGUGGAAACAACCAGUUGACUGUAAAUGACUAUUUUGCCUCAUCGAGCGAUCAAAUUAACAAUUAUGCGCCCAUUUGUCCGCCAAAACCCAAUUCAUGUCCCGUUUGUCCAAAAGAUGUCCUACAAGUGGUAACCGAUUUGAGUAAAUGUGACUCAAGCGGCAAACGUCGGUUAAUACAUGCCAUCAAAGGUGACUAUAUGGCACAGUUAGCUCCCGGUUCGGGCAAAUCGAGCUGUCAAUCGGCAAAACUGGUCGAAAGUCAACCAAUCGGUAAUCUCAAUACGACUUUCUAUAUUAGUUACGACAAGUUGUGUGACUGCGAAGCGAUUAACAACAAUAAGGCAUUGAUUUUGGUGACCAACUCAUCACUGGAAGGCGGACUAAGUGUCGACAACAAUGCCAUUGUUUUUGGCUAUAAAUAUGAUGUUUGGGUUGACAUCAAUAAAAUUUUCAAUCAAACCAAACAGCAAAGUAAUUGCUAAAUAAAAACUCAGAUUAAAAAAAAUAAUAAAAUGAUAAUUAAUUUUUUUUUUGUAAAAGAGCGUUAUUAAUAAACUCAAGUAGUUUU
This is a messenger RNA of Oppia nitens, 3487 nucleotides long. RefSeq lists its product as uncharacterized. Bases 60 to 3401 code for a protein of 1113 amino acids. The record is from RefSeq and is a predicted model, not a curated record. The transcript has 5 exons. Lineage: Eukaryota; Metazoa; Arthropoda; Arachnida; Sarcoptiformes; Oppiidae.